This is a messenger RNA of Cebus imitator (Panamanian white-faced capuchin), 1704 nucleotides long. RefSeq lists its product as uncharacterized. The record is from RefSeq and is a predicted model, not a curated record. Bases 1 to 882 code for a protein of 293 amino acids. Lineage: Eukaryota; Metazoa; Chordata; Mammalia; Primates; Cebidae. The transcript has 2 exons.
AUGAGGCGAAGACAAUGCAGCAGCCCUGACCUGGAAGAAAAGACAAUAAUUAGAGCACCUGGACACUAUGAAUCCAUUCAGGUUCAUACCCUAUCAGAGAGUGACUCUGAAAGCACUCAGAAUGAGAAACGGGCUAAAGUGAGAACCAAAAAGACCUCUGAUUCAAAAUAUCUAAUGAAGGGAAUGACCAAUGGAGUUAGAAAACACAUAAAGUUCUACACAAACAAAACCUUCCCAACCCAAGUUCAUGCAACUGCUUUUUCAGGGCCUAAAGUGGGCAUUCCAAACAGCAUACAGAGUUUUAGCUUUUGUUCGGCAGAAGUCUGGGGACAGGACAAUCCCAGACAAUUUGUGGGCAAGCAGAAACUGUUCUCCAAAGCGAACGCCAGGGAUUACUGUUUACCUAGCAAUAUCAAAAGAGACAGGAGGUCAGCUGACAAGCUAAGGUCAGCAGGCUCAGCCAUUAAGCAGGAGGACAUAUUGUGGGAAGGGACAGACCAGUGCAGAUCAGCUCAACAGCCAAGAAGAGCUCACUGUUUCCAACCCAGACCUCUUGACUGCCCAAGCCCACAGGUUCCCAAAGUGAUAUCACUUUCCAAGCUGCCUCAGUGGAGCAGCCUCUGGGAACUUUUCAAAAGGACGGUAGUAGCAGAUAAAAGAAAAAUGAAAUCUCCAGCCAGGAGUCUAAGAACUUACCCCCACACCAGAGUUCAGGCCCAAGGAAGAAUCCUACCUGGCUCCCCUGUGAAGAGCACCUGGCACCGACACCUUAAAGAGAAACUCACACACGAGGAGCAAAACCACCCCAGCUUCUAUAGGGAGAGAGCCCAUCAUAACCACUCUUGGAGAAAACAUCACAGUCCCUUUGAGAGAGGCCAUUGAAGUCCCUCUCAGAGAAAUCAUCACAGUCCCCUGGAAAGGAGCCGUCACAGUCCCUCGGAGCCAUCACAAUCCCUUGGAUAGAAGAUUUCUUGGAGAAAUCAUUGCAGUCCCUCUCAGGGAAAUCAUUGUAGUCCCCUGGAGACGAGUCGUCACAGUCUCUCUAAAAGGGGCCAUCACAGUCCCUCUGAGAGGAGCCAUCAUAGUCCCUCUGAGAAAAGCCAUCACAGUCUCUCUGAGAGGAGCCAACGCAGUUCCUGUAAGAGGAGAUGUCACAGGUCCUCUGAGAGGAGCCACUGUACGAUUUCUGAGAGAACUCACAGUUCCUCAGAGAAGAGCCACCUCAGUCCCUCUUAGAGGAGAGGACACAGUUCCUCUGAGAGGAGCCAUUGCAGUUCCUGUGAGAGUGCCCAUCACGGUCCCUCUGAGAUGAGGCCAGAGAGGCCCUCCGGGAGACACCAUCGCAGUCCCCUUAAGGAGGGACUCAAGCACAGUUCCCCUGGGGAGAACAUACAGCCAUAUUUGUAUAGAGAUUUCAACAAUGAAACAAUUAUCCUCGGGACCACAUACAAAAAUCCCCAAGCAGGCAAGUGUGGAGGCCUGAAGCUACUCACAGAGGCAAGAUCCACCCCUAUUAUUCAUUUUCUCCCUCAAGUCUUCACCGUGCUGCCCUUUCCGGGCUUCAUUCAUGCUCAGCCAUUGCCUCCAGUUCCUGCGCCCCCAGCGUAGAAAGCCUUCCAUGUCUCUCUACAGGGGAAGGCAUUCGAGAAUGGGUCUGUAAUUUCUCUAAGAUCAAUAAGGCGGCAGUAACUGAUCUCCCUGUGC